UAGCGGGCGUGGGUGCAGUGGCGCGCGGCGUGCUCGAGUGGAGGUGUGUGGUCGCCGGUCUCCGUCUGGUUGGCUGUGGAGGCGGGAGAUGGCUCGUUAAUUGCUGUCGGUACCUACUCAGUGAGACGAUGGACGGGGCGGGGCCGGCGCUGGUGCGGCGCGGCUCCAUGCGGAAGCUGCUGCCCAGCGUGCCGGACCAGCAGCAGCAGCUGGCCAUGAGUAACCAGCUGAUCGACAGCCGGACCAGCUCGCCGCGCGGCGCCCACUGCUACGGGCCGUUCUUCCUCGAGUAUGCCCUGCUGGCCGAGUACAACCUGCUGCAGCGGCAGCGGCUGCCCGGCGUGUACACCGUGCCCGCCGCGCGGACGCCGCUGGUGUGGUUCGGAGUGCUGUUCAUACGGCAGGGCUACUACCAGGAGGGCGUGUUCCGGUUCUCCGUCAUCAUCCCUGAGCAGUUUCCCGACGGAGACUGCCCGCGAGUGGUAAUGGAGACGCCCGUCUUCCACCCGCUCGUCCACCCGGAGACGGGUGAGGUGGACAUCCGGCGCGGCUUCCACCGGUGGAAGCGCAACUCGCACCACAUCUGGCACGUGCUGCUCUACCUGCGGAAGGCCUUCUACAAGAUCGAGACGGUGCAGCCGUCCAACCCGGAGGCGGCCGUCAUGUUUGAGAAGGCGCGUGACAUGUUCGCGCUGCGAGCCGCCGAGUGUGUGAAGCUGAGCAGGGACCGGCUGAUGGACCCGCCGGCCUCGGACGACCCGCACAGCAUUGUGUUCAGCCAGUUCCGGCCCGAGGUGCACGAGCCCGUCCGACAGGCCAUGCUCCAGCCCAAGAAGGAGGAGGACCUACCCUCGGGACCGGCCAGCGUCGGCUACUCCUGGGUCCAGCCCGGCACACUGGACAUCUUCUCCAAGCCCGAGUCGCUCUGAGGCCCGCCCGCCGCGCCGGACAGCCCGAGUGUGACGCUGAGUGACGUUACGGAGGGGUGAUGUGACGGCGAGUGACGUGACGGACGGGCAGAGUGACGCCUAGUGAUGUGACACUGAGUGACGUGACGUCAGCCGGGCCCUCGGACGGUGAUUUGCUGUCGAACUAAAGCGCCCGAGAGACUGUGAUUGUGUGUGUGAUAAAGAGAUCGCUUCUGGCGGAGAAUUUUGCACAAUAUGGCAGCUGACUUCGGUUGCAGCAACAGACUUCAAACUGUGGAGAUCACCAUCUUCUAGACGCAGUAGCUCGCAGUGCAGUCUUCAGUGGACAGACACCCCGCGCAACUGACUUCCUAUCAGUGGCGACGGUGAUAAAGACAUCUGCUACGCUGUGAGGCGGACGACCUUGCAGUAGCGACCCACUGACGAGCCGUCUGGCAGUACAGGGGACCGCGGCGACAAAAUCAAUGAUAUUCUGAGAACGAGAGCCGCGGGGCAGCGAUAUUGACCGUAGUUAGCCGUGUAGUGCUGGACCCGCCGAGACGGGUUCGACGUGCGAUUGAAGAAGACUUAGUUUGGCAGCCGAUUCAGAGUGGGUUUCGCUUGGAUGUGUCGUUAGGAGUUGGAGCGUGAUGCAUGAAAUACGCAGCACAGGUACAUCCUAAUAGAACUUUACCAUUAAUAUUUAAACAUUAACAUGUAUGUACCGAUUGUAUGUGAUGCUAUGCUACGUUUGUUCCUCCCUGAUCAUAAUUGAUAUUCGUAACUGUGUGUUGCUGAUCUAUGAAGGCGGCUGCCGAUAUUGUAUCCCGCUAGUGUGUCUUCCAUGGUUGCGCGCAUUCUCUCUAUGAAAUCCAAUGUUACCCCGAUUCCAGGGGCAAAGUGGCACUGACAUGGAUAAUAUGUCCCGCAUAAUGAUGUGUGAAUGAUCCGUCUCGUCUGACGAAUUCCUAACCCGUUUUAAUGCCGACACUGACGUGCUUCCUGUGAUUCUAGUAGCGGCGGAACCGAACCAGGCCUGGACGCAGCUUCUAAUUAGAGCCUGGCGCCGCCGUGGUUAUUUAAUAAAUGGCUAAUGCAUC
Messenger RNA from Amphibalanus amphitrite, 2008 nucleotides. Its product is annotated as AKT-interacting protein-like. The record is from RefSeq and is a predicted model, not a curated record. The coding region runs from base 129 to 929 and encodes 266 amino acids. Lineage: Eukaryota; Metazoa; Arthropoda; Thecostraca; Balanomorpha; Balanidae. The transcript is spliced from 6 exons.